AUGUACGUGUUGGUUUUUGGGGGCGGUUUUAGUAAUGAUGUACCAGACCCGCCAACAGACGUACAGUUAGUGAUCUGCGACGGCAGGGUGGCCCAACUUCAAUGGGAACUCCCAGCAGAGAACAACUCGCCAGUCAGACAGUUCAUCAUCCAGACAAAUUCCUCAUUCAAGCCAGACGUCUGGGAAACUUUGAAAUCACAGCUGCCCCGAAACCGCACCCACCAGCGAGUCACACUAUCGCCCUGGGGCAACUACACUUUCAGAAUUCUGGCCGAAAAUGCCGUAGGGCUGAGUAAGCCAAGCAUGGUGACAAAAGAAAUCUGCACGACCGAAGCCGAAGUUCCAAGAAUGAAUCCGCAAGGUGUCUGCAGUGUCAACCACAGUCCAAACACACUACUCAUCAAGUGGCAGCCAAUACCGUUAGAGGAGCAAAACGGACCGGGAUUCAAAUAUCAGGUAAGUUGGAUGCGGUAUGACAGCAAGGACAGCAUCCAGGAAUCAACAGUUAACGCCAGCACCAACACAUUGCUGGUCUCAGGGGUUUUCAUCUUCACCCUCUAUGAUGUUCACGUGACCUCUAUCAACGAGAUGGGCCCUGCCAUGUCACCACAAAAAUCCUACCUCCUCUACUCCAGCGAGGCUGGUUAG
Messenger RNA from Helobdella robusta, 648 nucleotides. RefSeq lists its product as hypothetical. The record is from RefSeq and is a predicted model, not a curated record. NCBI's taxonomy places the organism in Eukaryota, Metazoa, Annelida, Clitellata, Rhynchobdellida, Glossiphoniidae. The transcript is spliced from 3 exons. The coding region runs from base 1 to 648 and encodes 215 amino acids. Gene Ontology annotation, molecular function: protein binding.